AUGGUGAGGUCUCGUCACCCGGAGGUGGAUGACCCCUUGCGCAUCCCGACCGACGCCGAGUCGUUGGUCCUGUCGAGUCGCGGGCGUCCGCAUGGCCGUUUCCCCUUUCUGAAUAAGGCGGUCAAGCCUACCCACUCCACGAGCUACACGCGUCUCAAGCAUACCCUCACCGCCGACAGCCCCCAGCCUCGUCCACGGCCUGCUCGUCCACCCGCCUACGAUCCUGAGUUCGAGGCGGCCUUCGAAGCCUGCAAUGAAGCGUAUCAGCAGGCCGCUGCCCAGUGGAAUAGGCAGAAUACGGCCUACAUGGCGUAUAUAGGAGAAAUGAUGAUUUCUAUGUCUACUGGUACGCCGCCACCGGCUCGAGUUACCGUGGCGGGGGACAUGCCUAUCAUGCCAUCGAGGGCAGCUUUCGCUGCGACUUACUACGGAUCCACACCGGAGGUAAGUUCUUUGCCAAACCCGUAGUUACCACUUCCCUUUGCAUCGCAAGUUGCUAACAUGUAGGGAACACGUAGGGAACGGGAUGCUCCGGGAACUAGGCCUCGCCGGGUGGGCGCGAGGUCACACCGGUUUAUGAAG
Messenger RNA from Lolium perenne, 582 nucleotides. The record is from RefSeq and is a predicted model, not a curated record. NCBI's taxonomy places the organism in Eukaryota, Viridiplantae, Streptophyta, Magnoliopsida, Poales, Poaceae.